AUGGCAGCACUCUCGAUGGUGCAGAGAUACUAUGUUCCCGUCAGGAAAGGAAAUGAGAGAAAAAUAGUACCCAAGCAAUCCCGCUGUCAAUACUUCUCACAUACAAAUAGGAACACUCACCGUGUUGUGGCUAGACCGAGUCAAGCUAGGUCUAGAGGUUGGCGGUUCGGCCAGCAACUAGGCUGUAGCCGAGGAAGGAGAGAUGGAAGGGGCUUCCCGCGGCUGGCUCCCGAAAAGACCUUAGUGCCUGGCCAGGGCUCAGGCAGACCAAGAGGAGUUUGUGGAGGUGGAGGAUAUGGUGGAGAUGGUGGUAACUAUGGUGGUGGUGGUGGUGGUAACUAUGGUGGUGGCGGUGGUUAUGGUGGAGGUGGAGGUAGCUAUGGUGGUGGAGGUGGUUAUGGGGGCAGUGGCGGGCCUGGCGGCAGUGGUGCUGGCAGCUAUGGUGAGGUUGGUGUGGCAGGAGGUGGUGGUGGCGCUCCUGACAAUUAUGCUAGUGGCAGCAGCAGCUUUGGUGGAAUUGAUAGUUUGGGCUAUGGUGGCUCAGCUGGAGGAAGCUACGGUAGCCAGAAUGUGGACGAGGAUGGCGACAAUGUUUCACGUGCAAGCUCUGAUGAGGAUGAUGAUGGUGAGCCAUUGGAAGGGAAUGACAGAGACGAUGACAAUGAGCCCGAUGACUUCACUGACAAGCGAAGUGCAUGACAUCCACCAAAAACAGCCGAGAUUAUCUUCGAUAGUUCAGAUCCCGCACGAGGUCGCAUAGUAAGAGUCCUGAUCUAAGGAAUGUUUUCAACGAAUAACGAUCCUUUUCUCCUUUGCUGCUGUUAAUUCUCUGCUGUUUAAGAAUAUCAAAGUGAACAGACAUUUUUCCUACAUUUAUUAUAAAAAGUUUCAUCCUGUUUGUCUUUGAA
Molecule: messenger RNA, 908 nt
Organism: Nymphaea colorata (pocket water lily)
Lineage: Eukaryota; Viridiplantae; Streptophyta; Magnoliopsida; Nymphaeales; Nymphaeaceae
Product: glycine-rich RNA-binding protein 7-like
Exons: 2
Coding region: 1-699 (232 amino acids)
Source: RefSeq, a predicted model, not a curated record